Messenger RNA from Paramecium octaurelia, 654 nucleotides. The record is from the annotation of a GenBank genome assembly. Lineage: Eukaryota; Ciliophora; Oligohymenophorea; Peniculida; Parameciidae.
AUGGGAGGAUUCUGCCCUAACUCAAACAUAAAAGUACUUCCGUCGCCAGUAAUUCAAGAAGAGAAUACUGUGGACCCACAAAUAGAAAUUGAUACUCUUAUUAAUUAAGAAACCAAUUACAAACUUAGUUUAAUUCAUAAUUUCUCUCUAGAGAAUCCCACGUUAUAAACGUGUGAUGAAGUAAUCUUAGAAAUCCUCUCCAUAUCAAUUUCAUUUAUGGUUAAGGAUUUUUCUGAAUAAUCCAACUUUCUUAAAAUCCAAAUAUAAAAGCAGAUCUAAGACUUAGUUGGUCAUAAGGUUGAUUUUCAAGAAGAUCUUCUAACCAUGCUUAUAAAUUAUUAUGAUUUUCUGAGUUAUGUAUAGGAGAAUGGAAGAACAAAAGUUGUUUCUUGGUGGAAAGAUCCUGUUGGCGUAGUUGAAGUAGAGUAAGCAAUAAAGCAUUGGUCCCAAGAAUUUAUUAAGUAUGGAGGCAAAUUGAGGAGGGAGAAGGCUUUCAGGAAUCUUACCAAUGAUCCCAAACCUCCAGAACGCUUUGUAAAGACGAGAGAAUGGAUAAAAAAACAAUCAGAGGGUUAGGAGGAGGAGGAAGUGAAGCCAAAAAGAGAGUAACUGGCACUAAUUAACAACCCUGAAGAAGGCUUUGAAGAAUCUUGA